CAUUGUAAUCUGUAAAUAAUAGUAGAUACCAGAUACUUAAAUAGAGUAAAUAAUUGAGGCUAAUAUUAUCCCUGCAGCCUGUUCUUUGAAAUUUGAAUUGCAAAACAAAUAAGCAUAAACGGCGUACAACAGUACAAAUGGAGAUCACUCUGUAAUGUGAACUGCAACUAAAUAUUAUCUGACUGACCCGUAUGUCGACUUUUCACUACUAUUUUUGUAGAAACAGUCAGCAAAUUGUUAUAUUUUCGAAAAAAGGAUUACAAAUGCAUAUACUUAAGUCUACCGUACUUUAAGGAUAAUUGGUUAAACUUCUUUUACAAAAAAUUGGCCAAAGAUACCCCUAAUCCAUAUUGACUUUAUCACAUAUACAAAGCAAUAAAUAAUAUUCAAUUAAUCAAGCGGCCAGCCAUGACUCACUUAUGUCAAAUAGGCUGUAAAUACGUGACUUGUGUUUAUUGUUUACGCAAAACGCCUUACCGCUUACGGUAAAUUACAUAAAUUAAUGGAUAACCUAUGAUAUUGAUAUGAAGUUUGCAUAAAAGACAAAGUAGCUUUGAAUUAUAAUUUAAGAAGAUGCAAACAAUUGUUGAAAGCACUAAGGAUAAUAUUAAAAUUAUAAGAUUUAAUAAACCAAAGAAGAAAAAUGCUUUAGAUUGUGAUAUGUACUUCCAAAUAUCUUCUAUAUUACAUAAAGCAGCGACUGAUGAAGAUAUAAUAAUGGUUGUUUUGUCUGGAAUUGGUGAUUUUUACAGCAGUGGUAAUGAUUUUUCCUCCGCCACAAAUAAUAAAGAAGAACUUCGUGAUGUUCUAAUUAAAUUAAUUCAAGCUUUUGUUUUAUUUCCAAAAUUAUUAGUUGCUAUAGUUCAAGGUGGUGCCAUUGGAAUAGCUGCUACAACUUUACCACUGUGUGAUUUUGUUUUCGCUUCAAGUGAUGCUUUUUUUUCUACACCAUUUACAAAAUUGGGUAUAGUAGCAGAAGGAGGUUCUUCAUUAACAUUUCCACAAAUUAUGGGACACAGAAAGGCGAGACAGAUGUUAAUGUUAAAUUACAAAAUGAAAGCUCAAGAGGCUCUGGAAUGUGGACUGAUCAGUCAUGUAUAUGAUCCCAAGGAAUUAGAAGAUAGAGCUUGGGAAAAUAUAUAUGAAAUAUUGAAGUUACCACACGAUUCCUUAAUAGCUACAAAGAAGCUACUGCAAAAGCCUCACUUGGAUCAACUGUUGUCAACUUGUCAAUUAGAAAUUGAAGAGCUUUACAAUAUUGGAAAAAGUAAACUAUAAAUGUACACUGCAUUUAGCAAUUAAUUAAUGUUUCAUGGAGAUAAAAUAGUUAUAGGCCGACCUUUUAUCUGAGUCCUUGCCUGCAUGGUACAGGGGCGCGGGGGUAUGACGACAAAGGGGACUGAGACAAGUGCGGGCGGCGGGGGCGCUUAGUGAAAUGAGCGAAUACAAAAAUACCGCUCAGGCGAGGACUCAGAUCAACGGUCGGCCUAUAUGUACUUGUUGACUUCUAUUCAAGGUUUUCAUUCUUAAAAUAUUUUUAUAGAUUUAUUUUUUACAAAUAUAAUACCUAUUCCAUUUUGUAAUAUGUAAAAUAAACCAAGUUUCUUCAAUGAUCUCAUAGAUCCAUAAUGUCUCAAUAAGGUUACAGUACUCAAAUUAUAUAUGAAGGGCACAGGGGAAAAACAUGCAAUGUCAAUGACACAAUGAACUGAGAAAUUGUUAAAUUAACAUUUUGAUCCUUGAAAAAUGUUAUAAAAGAAACUUAAAUAAAACAAAGACAUAUUAAUUAAUGAAGAAAAUAUAUUGGUUUUGGGUGUGUAGUACAAAAAAAUAACAUUUUGGUUGUAUACAGAAAAAAAGUAAACAAACACAGAAUAUACAGGAAAAAAAUAUGCAAUGUCCAUAAAAUUGUUAUUGUUUAUGCAUGACUAUAUUUAAUCCGUGAGAAGUAUUCCUUAGCUCUUGGUCCACAAACCUUUGACAAAGCCUGGAUAUCCAUAAAUUUUGGUUUUGAAACUGGAAGGCUCUCAAUGUACGACCUUUCUGGUAGUAAAAACUCUAAGACACCAAUAGUAUAAUCAUGAGACUUCAACUUUUGUUUUGGUCCCAUGAGAGCAGACUAUGUCCAGGCAGAAUUGUAAUGUUCUCUAUGAAAAAUUAAUCUUGGAUGAUCUCCUUUCCAACCUUGAUUUCUCUUAUGGGUCGAGAUAAAAAAGGACAUGUCUUCUUAUACAUAGGUGACAGAAAUGAUGUCCAUUUUCUGACAAGUGGUUGGUCAACUUUAAUCACAUGAAAUGGGGAUGGCUUCUGUCUAGCAUCACGAAUCACUUUAACCCAAUCAUUAGGUAUUUCACGUGGUGCUUUCUGGUUUAUGCAACCCAUAUUUCUGUCACACUCUAAAUAUGAGUGUCCAUGAAUGGGAAAUAUGAUUUUGAUGACAUCCAAACUUUUUGAAACACGGUAUAAUUCUAAUUUUGAUCACCGCAAGAAUCACAGAAGAUCACCAGCUCCCGAAAAUUUAUAUCAAGCUUAUUGAAUAUAUAGUAAUGAAGAAAUGAACAUACUUCAUCGGAACCUUUUUUGGCUACUGUUUCCGGGUAACAGAAGAAAUAUGAUUUAUAUGUAGAUAAUUCAUGGAUGUUAAAAGUAUUUAAGGUUAAUUGUCUUUUAUAAUAGACAUCAUUUGUGGUAAUGUUCGGCAUACUCAAAUUUUUUUGAAAAUCCAUUGCAAUAGCUUCCUUCACAGAGGAUGACUGACACUGCAUCCUAAUUUGCCUUUUUCGUUGAUAGAAAACACCUGCCUUCAGUUUAUGUAACUUAUUCUCAAUUUCUAGCUUCUUUAUUUCUUUUUCAAUAUCACUUUUUUGUAGCUCAUUGGAAUUCUUCAGAUUUGCUUUAAGAGCUUUUGUUUUAGCCAAAAAUUCAUCACAUGUACUGCAUGUAUCACUUCUCGGAUAUCCAAAUCCUAUGUUGAAGUUAUUUACGAAUAUAUAUCGAUAUGUUUCAUAGGACAAUUGUUGUUUGUCUUCAUACAUAUCAUACAUUUUUUUGACAUUCAACUCUUCGGGCAAAUAAAUUUUUGAGCUAUCGUGUAAACUAUAAUGACUUUUUCUUCCACGAAAUGACCUUAUAUGCUCCAUGACCUUAGAUUUAAGAGCUGAGCUAAGUUUUUUUGGGCGGUUAUUAUGUUUACCUCACAUGUUGGUUGGGACUUUACCUGCUGUAAGUAAUUAUUUUUUUAUUGUACAUACUCUUUGCCUUGUUAUUCCAUGUAUUUCAAUAAAUGCAGAAGCACAUACUGGUACAUCAAUAGGUUGGAUAUCGUCCACAAGUCUCACUCUGUAGGCAUAAUUUGCUGUAUGAAACUUAGCUUCAUCCUUAUCUUUUCUAGGUCGUCUUUGAAUUUCUAAAACACUUAUUAGGCCACUUAAAUAAAGGUUUUGUUCAUCCCUAGAUGGCAGUAGAUUGAAAUAUUUCAAAAUUCUGGCCCUCUGUUCCUCAUUGACAACUUCAAAACACUUGUAUCUCUUGCAAUUACAGUUGAAUCCAGUUUCAUGACUUUGAAGUCUAAUUUUCUUAUUAACUUCCGACAUACGACCGUAAACUUUACGUUUUUUGGUAGCUAGCUUCAGAUUAACGUCGUCUUCUUCUUGAGACGACAUUCUUCACUUCAAAUAAUUGAUUGAAAUAGAAUUAUAUCUUGAUCUAAUCUAAACACACGCUGCAUAACAAAACAGACGAAUGAAAUAAAAAUAACAUAUGUCAAAUUGACAACCAUGGACAUUUUUUUUUGGUUCUCUUCGUCCAUCUGGACAGGCAAAGGGGCAACCAUGGACAAUGCUUAUUUUUUUCCUGUACGACUUGGACAUUGCUUGUUAUUGCAUCGUAUUAAUAUUUUUGAACGAAGAUUACUCUGUGACUGUGCAUGUUCUUCUCUAGAACGUUUUUGCGUUCCGUUCUACCCCUUUUACACUACAAAAUGGCAUUACCAGUUUAAAAAAAGUAAAAAUGUGACAUUGCAUAUUCUUCCCCUGUGCCCUUCAUAUUAUUAUAUCAAAAGCAUUGUUGUUAUUUAGUUAUAUUUUGUUAUUGGAUUUAAUUUUUACUAAUUAAUUAAACUAAGUGAUGUGUACUAAAACUCAUUGAUUGUUAAAUACCUAUAUCAUGAUGUUGAUAUUCAAUAUAAAUAAAUAAAUAACUUUAAUUUACAA
Molecule: messenger RNA, 4211 nt
Organism: Leptidea sinapis
Lineage: Eukaryota; Metazoa; Arthropoda; Insecta; Lepidoptera; Pieridae
Gene: Dci
Product: enoyl-CoA delta isomerase 2
Exons: 3
Coding region: 574-1278 (234 amino acids)
Source: RefSeq, a predicted model, not a curated record